UUCACCAGCAAUUUCCGAGAACGCGGCUGCACAAGCAUUCCAAUCUCAGUUCAAUCGAUUGCGAGCUAACAGUUCUAGAUGUUGCCAGCUAUAUAUACACAGGCAGCAGCACUGAAGCACCAAAAAAACAAGCAUUAAAGAUAGAGUACGUACUACGGUGGAGUUUUAAGUCUGCCAUCAUAUCCUCCGGGAAGCUUGAGAUGGAUGCCCUGAAGAACCGCGCCAGAGCUUUCGCAGAGGGCAUCUUGAUCAUGGUGUGCCCGGUUCUGCUCGCCAUAGCAUUCGGCCAGGUUAACCUGAAGACCGAGGGAAACAGAUUUGUUCGGGGCAGCAUUUCCCCACUCGCAGCGGUCACACUGGAGGCCGGUAUUUUCCCGUUCCUCUGUCUCUGUGGAUCAAAGAACUUGGUCGACUUGUACCCAAAACUUUCAAGGUGCUUAUUUGGUGCCUCGAAGCUUCUCAUCCACCUCUGCGCUCUGCUCCAAAUGGCGCUUGCCUGCGGCAUUCUACUUCUCAUCAGCAUGAAGAAUCUUCUGUACCUCUUAUUCCUGAUCCCCUUCGUGGCUCUCACCUUGUGGCGCUGCUACUGGUCGGUGAAAAACGGCCCGAUGAUCGAUGAGACCAGGUACCAAGGCUGCGAGGAUGCACUCGAAAGAUCUUUGGACUUCUCGGCUGCGGUCACUGCUAUCCUGUUCCUGGGUUUGGAAGGCCUGGCUGUUAGACUGUAUUUACAUGUGUAUAUUGUAACAUUGUAUAUCACCUCAUUAUAUAUAUAUGUGAUAGGCCACCCCUAGAGGGUUGUGCCGG
Triticum aestivum (bread wheat) is the source of this 807-nucleotide messenger RNA. RefSeq lists its product as uncharacterized. The transcript has 3 exons. Bases 201 to 794 code for a protein of 197 amino acids. NCBI's taxonomy places the organism in Eukaryota, Viridiplantae, Streptophyta, Magnoliopsida, Poales, Poaceae. The record is from RefSeq and is a predicted model, not a curated record.